Messenger RNA from Seriola dumerili (greater amberjack), 2266 nucleotides. RefSeq names its product kelch like family member 6 (gene klhl6). The record is from RefSeq and is a predicted model, not a curated record. Lineage: Eukaryota; Metazoa; Chordata; Actinopteri; Carangiformes; Carangidae. The transcript is spliced from 7 exons. Bases 122 to 1948 code for a protein of 608 amino acids. Gene Ontology annotation, molecular function: protein binding.
GUUGCAAGCACAAACCACACGGGGUUAUUUUCUGUCUUCAUACCCAUGCAGGUGCACCUACAGAAGUUGCAUGCUGUUCCUCCGAGGAGAGCGAGUUUCUGAAGAACUUGUGGUGUAAAAGAUGAGUGACUCACUGGAGAGGACUACAGACUGUCCCUUGCCGUUUCUUGGAGAUGACUCCAGCCCCAAUGAGGAGAGAGAGAGCCCGACAGGAACAAGUGAGAUACGCUGGGAAGAUGGAGGUCUACCUGUUGAGCUGCAGAGAGGGAUGGAGACUCUACGAGUGAACAGAGAACUGACCGAUGUGAUACUGAGUGUUCAAGGGCAUGACUUUCCCUGCCAUAGAGCCAUACUUGCUGCUGCCAGUCAGUACUUCAGGGCAAUGUUUUGCAGUGGUCUGAAGGAGACUCAUGAGGAGUGCGUGCAAAUAAAGGGGUUGGACAGUGGGACAAUGGCCUCUCUCCUGGAGUAUACCUACACCAGCCGAGCCCUCCUCACACACUCAAAUGUCCAGAGAAUACUUGAGGCUGCCAGUCAAUUUCAGUUCCUGCGUGUCGCGGAUGCAUGUGCUGGCUUUCUGAGCAAGUCCCUGCACCUGGAGAACUGUAUCGGGGUCCUGAAUCUGGCUGAAAGCCACGCCCUGUCAGACCUGACAACCAGGGUUCAGGACUACAUCACCUCUCAAUUCUCCCAGGUGGUCCAGCAGCAGGACUUCCUGGAGCUGCCGGCAGAGUCACUGGAGACCAUCCUGCAAAGAGACGACCUUGAUGUGAAGUUUGAGGAGUGUGUUUUUCAGGCACUCAUGCGCUGGGUGAAAGCCCAGCAGGAACAACGCUAUCCUUUACUGGCCAGGUUGCUCUCGCAUGUGCGACUGCCACUGCUGGAGCCAGCAUACUUCGUAGAAAAAGUGGAGUCGGAUGAACUGAUACGCCACUGCAGUGAAGCUUUUCCUUUGUUGCAAGAGACCCGCGCUUAUCACCUCUCUGGCAGGGAGGUGGUCUCUGAACGAACCAAGCCCCGUUUGCGGCACUUUCUCUCAGAGGUAUUCUUGAUCAUCGGAGGCUGCACUAAAGAAGAACGCUUCAUUUCCACGGUUACCUGUUUGGACCCCCUUAGACGCAGCAGAUUAGAGGUUGCCAGGCUGCCAAUGACAGAGAUGGAGGAUGAGUCCCAAAACAGAAAAUGGGUUGAGUUUGCUUGCAUCACCUUCCGCAAUGAAUUGUACAUAUCUGGAGGUAAGGAGACACAACAUGAUGUUUGGAAAUACAAUGGCGCCCUGGACAAGUGGAUCCAAAUCGAGCCCCUGACAACAGGCCGCUGGAGACACAAGAUGGCGGUCCACGAGGGGAAGGUGUAUGCACUGGGUGGAUUCGAUGGAGUUCAGAGACUUGCUAGCGUAGAGGCCUAUGAUCCCUUUCACAAUCGCUGGACACAGGUGACACCUCUUGGAGUAGGUGUGAGCUCCUUCGCUGCUGCAAGCUUUGACAGAUGGAUCUAUGUGAUUGGUGGUGGGCCGAAUGGAAAGCUGGCAACUGAUAAGGUUCAGUGCUGGGAACCUGGGACAGACUGCUGGGAACUACGGGCGCCAAUUCCCAUUGAGACCAAAUGCACAAAUGCUGUUACAUUCAAGAACUGCAUCUAUGUAGUUGGUGGUGCCAUGCAUGCCAUGUACUGCUACUCCCCUCUGUCUGACUCGUGGUCCCUUGUGACUCGUCUUGGGGAAAGGGCAAGCUGCGCCAUCGCUGCCUGUAACAACAAACUCUUCAUCACCGGAGGUCGGGAUAACAAAAACCAAGUUAUCUCCACAGUGAUGUGCUGGGACGUUGCCCGAGGGGUGCUCACAGAGGAGUGUGUUUUACCUAUGGGAGUGUCACAUCAUGGCAGUGUGACACUCAUGAAGUCCUACACACACAUACACAGAAUAGCACCUGCUUCAGAGUGCCAAUGACACAGACCUUGGUCACAGGACUUUAUUGUUGACGAGAGUGGGAGUGAGAGGAUGCCUAAAAAGUAAAAUAAAAUGUGUUUAAAAAGGAGCAAAAUGUUUUAAUAUGCAUUACAAUGCUAAUUUAAUGUGCCACUUUCCCUUAUUGGAAAUCAUUAUGUUUUGACUAAAGUAAGGAUUGCAAACCUUUUUACAAAACUUUAUUUUUAUACAAUGUUUCUGUCCUUUAUUAAAAAAAAAGAGAUAUGUUGUUGGUUCUUUCCAUUCUGUUUUAGAGAAAUAAACUAGUACAAUAAAUUAGUACAAUAUCACAACCAAGCA